AUGUGUUUGGGGCAUUGGGAGACACAGGGCGGGCGGCGUAGCAGCCGGCACGAGAGGGCGGGUGUGAAGGCGGGCGGGUCCCGCGAUGCGCACGCAGCAUUACAUAACGGCGGCAGAGGCCGGGGGCGCGCGCAGUUGGCGGCGCGGGACGCGGGGCGCGGGGCGAUCGAUGCGCACCCGGGGGGAGUCAGUCGAGCGGCGAGCGAGCGACAUGGCGGCGCGCCCACCCCGCGCGGCGGCCCCGCGGCCCGGGCCGCGCGAGUAGGUCGCCAUGCGCGAUGCGGUAUGAGGCAGCGCCGCGCCCGGCGGGCCGGCCCCCGC
Iphiclides podalirius (scarce swallowtail) is the source of this 321-nucleotide messenger RNA. Lineage: Eukaryota; Metazoa; Arthropoda; Insecta; Lepidoptera; Papilionidae. The record is from the annotation of a GenBank genome assembly.